AUUUUGAAGUGGUGAGUUUUUUUACUGUAAAUUAUUCGUAAUAUCUAUAAAAGAAAAUAGCUAGCCACUGAAGCCACCUCAUCAUGCCGGAGCUUAUAGAGCAGAUGUACUGCUCCCAGCAGAUUGUAAUACCUCCGAAAUUUCCUUAUAUCCUCAAGAGAUAUUGUAAAGCGGCGAUAAAAACUCAACCGUACGAUCUUCUACGCUGGUCGUUUGAGUACUUCAGAGCAUUGGCUGAGCACCGAGCUCCGCCCGUGAAGCUUAGACUGGAGUAUCCUAUCUACAGCACUGAAGGGGGACUGACUCGAGGCUGCUUGAAGGUCUUGGCUAAUCAGAUGUAUGGCAUGACAGAUGUGCCCACAGCGGUCGUGAAGCGCGCCUGGCAAGGGUUCUGCUUAGACCACAUGGAGCUGAAGAGGAUCCUGUGUCUCUGUGAGGUGUACCUGCGACAGGAUUCAGUGCCUUUGUUACAUUUCUUGGCGGUCGCUGGUGGGAUGUUGACUAAGUGUCUAACUCACACCAUGAUUCUUCUGUGCGAGUCUCUAACCAAGGAGCCUGAUGGUGGUUCAGCAGCUAUACCAAUGGAGGACUUCCUGAAGAUGUACAGGUUCCUCGCACAAGUGGACGCUUCCAAGGAUGUUCAGUACCAUAAUGGGUAUAGAGAAGGUGCUGCACCUGCCAUUCCUGUCAUGGAGUUAGUUCAAGAUGAUGGAGAAGAUCAAGAAGCGGCUGAUCCUGCAAGAAUGAUUAAAGUGGACUCCGAUGAUGAUGAAGAAGACGAUGAGUAUUGGGAAGACCAGGAUGUUCAACGACUAGCCUUAAUAGACGACCACGUGGCUCGCACUGCCAGACUGAGUGUCAAACUGACGUUACCUACUAUCGGGAAGAUUGAGAGGUCGGCUUCUAUAGAGCGUAUACGAGAAGCCGAGAGGGAUAACUAUAUGAGAGAGAGAAUAGGGAGACCUGCACCAGAUGAAGAAGUUGAUAAAAAACUGAAGCAGCUCAGUGCUACUAAAAUGCAAGAUUUUGGCUAUGGACCACCAGAAACGCCAGCUGCUGAAAGAAAAGAAGACGAAGGACAUCAAAAAUCUAUAGAAAUAUUGGUCUUUGACGAAGAAGAUCAACCCGUCAAAUUAGAAAUAUACGGGGAACCAAGAGAUGAGGCUGAGGCUGAAGAACUGUUCGUGGCUGAACCAGGGAAAACACCGGAAGAUGGAGAAGAAGUUGCUAUGGUUACCAAGUCGGAGAAACUGGCCCUGUUCUUAUGCAAAACAUAUGAAUACCGUGAACAACGCUUGGAAGAUUUGGAGCAAACGUUCUCAGAAAUAGCAACUAUUGUGGAUAAGUUCAAGACUGCCAAUUAUGAUCUUGGAAUGGUGGCUGGGCGUCAAAUGUCGACUACCAGUGGAGAGUUUAUUGUCCAAACUAUAGAGAAAGAAAUUAUGGACUACAUCGAUGAACAAAUUGCUAUAUUACCUGAUCCUGAUCUGAAGAAGAAGAAGGCCAAGCCGGAGGAAGUAGCGAUGAUCAGAGAUAUAUUGGAGCAGUUCCUGGAUGAUAACAUGGAGAUCAUAGUUCCAGAGGUUGAAGAGAUUGAGGAGGAAGAAACCCCUAUACCUGAGAUCACCAUGGUGUAUGCCGUCCCGGGUAUAGGCGGUCCGGUAGACAAGGAGAUAAUGGCAGAUUUCGAGGAGUUCAUCAAGGAAGUCUGCAAGUUACAAGCUGAAAUGGUGAUGCCUAGAAACAUACGUCACUUCCUCUGCCCUCCGCUUGAGAAGUAUGUGGAACACGACUAUACAGAAUUUGAACCUCCCAAGCCAGAAGUCACUACAGGUUCAAAACCUUCAAGUCCGAAGAAAGGCUUAACACUGCCGUAAAUCUACAGCCUAUAGUUAUACAUGUUAUAUUUCACAAAAGCGGGUGAACCAAACUUGUGUGUGUAAAUAUACAUGCACAUUGUGUUUGUAUGACUCGGCGACUCGACCACUACUGAGCGCUCCCGAGCUUUUUCAAAUGACCCCUCCCGCUGUGGGUUAGCAGCGGUGAGGGAGUGUCAGACUCUUACUGACUAAAAACCGUCGUGUUUCGUCGUGGACCUUUUAUGUACCAGGGCCGCGGUAACUCUUUCGAACAAUCCCGCAGCUUACGCAUACUAAGACAAUGUUCAUGUACAUUUCCACACACUAGUAGGUAUGGCUCAACCGCUUUUGUGAGAUAAACAUCUAGAGGUGUGAAGAAGUCACGUUUUCAUAAAACUGUCUGUAUUUUUUAACUAUGUACUGUGUCUAUUUAUUGAAACCGUUUUAGAAGUUCUAUGUAUUGUGUAA
Helicoverpa armigera (cotton bollworm) is the source of this 2327-nucleotide messenger RNA. RefSeq lists its product as uncharacterized. The record is from RefSeq and is a predicted model, not a curated record. The coding region runs from base 84 to 1877 and encodes 597 amino acids. The transcript has 18 exons. Lineage: Eukaryota; Metazoa; Arthropoda; Insecta; Lepidoptera; Noctuidae.